UUGUCUUUAUCCAAUACCAAUGACCGAGCUCUUCCGCGAGACAGUGCUUGGCAAGGCAUUGAUAGACAUUCUCAACGAGAUGGUCCACGCAGGCGCAUUGCAGAGCAAGCUUGCACUCGAGGUCCUCGAGCACUUUGACCAGGUCGUCGAGCAUACGCUCAACACGGAAGUCCGCUCCAAGAUCAACUUUAAGGCACACCUUGAGACAUAUCGCUAUGUCGAAGGACUAUGGUUUUUCCAUCUCAAGGACUUUUCACAGUUCCGGAUUGACAACGAGAACAUAACCGAUCCCGGAGAUGUACAGAUUUUGGCGUAUGCCAAGCCAGACUUGUCUUAACAUUAUUCCGUCAAAAGAGCUCGGCAAAAGCCAUAGAGAACAGUCUUGCCUAUCUUGCUUGAUGUGGUCAUUUGUUGAUUGUGCGGCCCUCGAUAUCGGCUUCAGCGCUGUUGUUGCUCUGCUGCAGAACUCUUAUGUAUUAUAUGCAUCUGUUGAUGCGCUAGCCCUCCAUGCACUUUGAGACGGUCUCAACCUGCUUCGGAUCAUUCCUGAACAUCCUUGGAUCUCGAGGGAAGGGGAAGGGGUCUGAGAAUCUGCGUCAGGCUGAUUCGCACAUCAAAUCCUUCGAUAGCCGGAUUCUGAUCGAUUAUGUCACCGAUUGUUGUUUCAGCAGUGGAAGCCGAAAUCUUGAGCAUCGACCCUGCAAUAGCUCCUAUUGAGAAUACAAAUUUGGUUGAG
Capsaspora owczarzaki ATCC 30864 is the source of this 736-nucleotide messenger RNA. RefSeq lists its product as hypothetical. Lineage: Eukaryota; Filasterea; Ministeriida; Capsasporidae. Gene Ontology annotation, biological process: transcription initiation at RNA polymerase II promoter; RNA polymerase II preinitiation complex assembly. The transcript is spliced from 2 exons. Gene Ontology annotation, molecular function: TBP-class protein binding; RNA polymerase II general transcription initiation factor activity. The record is from RefSeq and is a predicted model, not a curated record. Gene Ontology annotation, cellular component: transcription factor TFIIA complex. Bases 20 to 337 code for a protein of 105 amino acids.